AUGGCUGAAGGCAUAGAAAAUGCUGAUGUUAUUUGCUGCUUUAUGACGCCAGAUUAUCAGGAGUCACGAAAUGACAAACAUGAAUUAGAAUAUGCUAAUAAAAGAGGAGCACAUAUCAUUCCAUGUAUGAUUGGUGAUAAAAAUGAUAGGAAAUGGAGGCCCUCUGGCUGGUUGGGAUUGAUAACAGCAGGACGCCUUUAUAUAGACUUUCGAGACGACUCCGACUCGAAAAUUCAAUUGCAAACAACAGAACUUAUUAACAGAAUAAAAGAUCAGUCUUCAGUUUCCACAACAGAUUCAAGCCCAGCGCCAUUCAAAGUAUUUGCAAUGAUUCGAGAUAAGUAUCUACGAGAUAAUCAGAUAAAACUUAUGGUAAAUGAAUACAAACGUUUUCCAAUCGAACAAAGUUACAUUGAUUUGGCUAUGGUAGAAACAAAAGAACAGCAAGAAAAAGAGAGAAAGCUGAAACAACAAGAUAAAGGGCAUAAUGAUCACAUACUCGGUACUUUUGAAGAAAUUUAUGAAACAAAGACUACAAUUGAUGUCGAGAAUAUUUUCAAAAAAUGCAAGGAUCAGACACAGAAAGUACUGGUACUUGGACUAGCUGGAAUGGGAAAAUCCACAUUUUGUGAAUAUGUUACUUUUCGUUGGGCCAAAGGUGAAAUUUGGUCUGAAUAUGAUCUGGUUAUUUUGAUUCCGUUACGAAAAUUGAGAGAGAGUCGCUACCCAUCUAGAGAAAAUUACUCAGUAGUUGAUCUUGUAAAGGAAGAAUAUUUUAUGUUUGAUGAUUUAUCGAACGAAGAGAAACGACGCUUCAAAGAACAGUGUAAUAAAGGCAAAGUUCUAUGGAUAUUAGAUGGCUAUGAUGAAUUUGUCCAGAACAUUCCAGAACAAUUAAAAGAUGCCUUUGACUAUAUUCUUGAGACGCAGCAUCAUAUCUUGACGUCUCGUCCUCACGCGAUGGCAGUACCAUAUGAUGUGAAAAUGGAAAUAAUUGGGUUCACAAAUGAUAAUAUUGCCAAGUAUGUCGACCAAUUCUUCGAUCAGUUUAAAGAUGGAAUACCAAAUGCAUUGGCUCAAGGCCAAAAACUUCUGAAUUUCUUUGAGUCAAAUCCUCGCAUUUGGGGUAUUGCUCAUAUACCCGUACAUCUAGAAUUGAUAUGUUCUAUUUGGGCUAAUAUGGACUGGUUAAGAAAGAAAACCUUCACAAUGGCAGCAUUGUAUGAUAGUAUAACAGAAUGGCUAUGUCGACGGCACUUAAAAAGACAAGAAAUAAAUCAUGAAGAAAAAAGCAAGAGAGCUGUUUAUCAGAAAUGCAAUGCGGAGUUGCAAUUUUUAGAACACUUGGCUUUCAAAGCCAUGGAAUGCAACACAGUUAUUUUGCCACCGGCGCUCCUCGAAGAGACCGAAAAUGAAACAGAAUGUUUCUUAGAUAGUCAUCCACAAUUAUUGAAUAUGGGCGUUCUCACAUCAUACGAUGAUAAAUCUAUUGGUGAUCGAAAUCAAACCAAAAAGCAACAUUAUUUUGUUCAUAUCAGCUUUCAAGAACAUUUUGCUGCACGUCACUUGGUUCAAACGCUCAAGAGUUCUAACAAACGAAAAGCAAUUGAUUUUAUAAGAAAUAACAAGUACAAUCAACGUUUUCUCUUAGUGUUUAUUUUUGCAUCAGGUCUAAUGGCACAAUCUAACUAUGCAGAGUGGAUGGAGGUAUUUUGGUCAACUAUCCAGGGAGAGCCCUUAGAUCUCGUCGGCUUAAGACACAUCAAACUUAUCAUUGAAUGUAUCGAUGAGAUCGCAUCUCAUCUCUUUCCUAAACGCGUAUCGUUGCUAAGAUCUAUAUCCCUGUGCUUAUAUGUGUGCGUCCAAGCAAAGCCAUCCAUAAUCACCGAAAAGCUCUUACGAUCCAUCACACGCACAACUUAUAUAUUGAAUACAUCUAUCAUGCAAAAAACACUACUCGAACUUAUGGCAAGUCCCCAAGCAGCUACAAGGCAGAAAACACUCUGCAUUAUAUCAGAAUCAGCAAUAUCGGAGCCUACACCAGAGUUUCUUUUCGCAAUUGCCGUUGCACUACACGAUGAAGAUUCGCAAGUCAAAGAGAAAGCAGGUGAAGCUCUUGGGAAGAUGGGUGAAAAAGCAGCAACAAAUGACGUGAUCGCUGCUCUCUUGAAUGCACUGCGGUAUAA
Messenger RNA from Rotaria sp. Silwood2, 2186 nucleotides. The record is from the annotation of a GenBank genome assembly. NCBI's taxonomy places the organism in Eukaryota, Metazoa, Rotifera, Eurotatoria, Philodinida, Philodinidae.